Malaya genurostris is the source of this 1424-nucleotide messenger RNA. RefSeq names its product uroporphyrinogen-III synthase-like. Gene Ontology annotation, biological process: uroporphyrinogen III biosynthetic process. The coding region runs from base 106 to 861 and encodes 251 amino acids. Gene Ontology annotation, molecular function: uroporphyrinogen-III synthase activity. The record is from RefSeq and is a predicted model, not a curated record. The transcript has a single exon. NCBI's taxonomy places the organism in Eukaryota, Metazoa, Arthropoda, Insecta, Diptera, Culicidae.
UUGAAAACAAAUUCGAAAACAAAAACAUUUUUGCUAGUGUCCGACGAGGAUUAUUUUUCCAUCGUGUUUUCUAUACAACAUAUUUAACAAUUAGUGCAUCUAGCCAUGAAAAAAGUUGUGAUUCUCAAGUCCGAAAACGACAACAGUGAAGUGUACACCGCACUGCUGCAGAAAGCCGGCUUCGAGCCCGUUUUUAUUCCAACGUUAGAUUUUUGCUUUAAGAAUCUCGACAUUCUGCGAGAUCGAUUGUUGUCGCCGUACAAAUACUCCGGGCUGAUUUUCACCAGUCCUCGAAGCAUAACUGCGGUACGGGAUGCGCUCGGAGGGCAUAGACUGAAAGACGAUUGGAAAACGUUGGAGAAUUACUGUGUCGGCGAACCGUCCCAUGAUCUUAUUCUGACCUCACUGGAACUGGAAACUAAAGGGCAGCAUUCGGGAAAUGCCAGUAACCUAGCGGAUGUGAUGAAAACGGACCUGUACAAUAAAACCAUAACACUACCGUUUCUGUUUCCUUGUGGAAACCUGAAACAAGAUGUUUUGCAAAACAAAUUAUCAGAAUAUGGUUAUUCGAUAGAUUGCGUUGAAGUGUAUGAAACUAUCCCCCAUGAAGAUCUGGAACUCAGUUUGAUCAAUUUAUUUCGCGAUAGUGCCGCUCCAGAUUUCCUCUUGUUUUUCAGUCCCUCUGGCAUCGACUACUGUGGGGCCAUUUUUGAGCGACACAAACUGAAUCACAGCGGUUGUAAGAUUGUAGCUAUCGGGCCUAGUACCAAGAAGGCAAUUGAAAACAAAGGCUACACAGUACACAGGACUGCAGAGAAACCCUCGCCCGAGUAUGUCGUUAGUGCUUUACUAGAUUCCUAACCACUUGUUGAGUAGUUUGUAGAACAUAAAUUAUGAAUCCUAUUGUUAAAAUAUAUGAUAUUUUUAGUCUUAUAGGAGUACAUCCAAGUGUUGUAAAUUAACUGAUAAAAAGCCAAUCUAUUUUGCCAAGUGGCUUCAAAUGAUAGUUGUUGGAAGUUGUUUUAGAUUGAAACGUGGUUUACGCCGAACAAUGAAUGCCGUCUAUUAAAAUAAACGAAGUAGAACAGUUUCGAGUUGGUUAAUGACUGAUAUUGAAGUGUUGGUGCAUUCUCCGAGAAACCAAGCAGUGUUAAUCCUUUUGCUAUUGUGACUUAGGAACAAUUUUCCAAUAUAAUUGGUAUAAGUUUGCAAAACUUCCUUAGACGAGAUGUGUUAGAUUUGUUUGAAAUUUUAUAAAUGUGUAAUAGCGUCCGAAUGAUCUUCCCAAACUGCUUCCAAUAGAAAAUAUAAAUAUCUUGCAUUAGCCUGGUUUUGGUUCACAUAUAUUUUCGAGUAGUUUUUUCAGUUAUAACUAUUAAAUGUUAUCUAUAUUUUAAGAUAAUCAGUCAUAUAAACAAUAAAGU